Messenger RNA from Radiomyces spectabilis, 621 nucleotides. RefSeq lists its product as uncharacterized. The transcript has a single exon. Lineage: Eukaryota; Fungi; Mucoromycota; Mucoromycetes; Mucorales; Radiomycetaceae. The record is from RefSeq and is a predicted model, not a curated record. The coding region runs from base 124 to 354 and encodes 76 amino acids.
GUAGUUUCCAUAUUAUUGCUAUGGUGAAGCUGUUAAUGACAUCAAAUCACAUCUUUUCAUUUUUUUUUUCAUACCUUUUGGUUGCGUUUCCAAAAGGCGCAUCGUUCCGAUGGUUAAGUAGCCAUGUAUAGUAAUUGUAACCACCGUGGUUACAACGAGUCCAGGUUGCUGAUUCUUUUGGUAUUUCUUCACGUUAGUUCUUUAGUCUCGUCCUCUUUCCAGCACCAGUCAUGUGAAUCAAACAUAAUCCGUCAUUGUAUAGCAACACGGUAUACUUUAUUCCAUUCCAUGUUUAACUCCGAUCAUACUAUUGCCAACAUGGUAAAAAUUCAAGACGCAUAUCCUAUUCGAUGAUCACAAAAUCCAUGCGACGGUGCAACAAAGUAUAAAUUUUUUUUUUUUCGGGGGAGGGCGACAAGAUGAAGGUCAUUCAGAGUUUUGCCGUUGAUACGUUUGACUGCCCAUGACUCCCAUGACGUUGCACCUCACGGGAUACAAACGGGCUUCCUUCUUACCGUUCGAUACUAUUGUUCCCAUGCUAUGCUCGGUCACACAAGAAAUAGCUAUCCUUACAAAAUGGCAAAGUGUUAUCACACCAAUCGGUCAACUUCCAAAAACAAA